Molecule: messenger RNA, 11636 nt
Organism: Conger conger (European conger)
Lineage: Eukaryota; Metazoa; Chordata; Actinopteri; Anguilliformes; Congridae
Product: mitogen-activated protein kinase kinase kinase 11
Exons: 10
Coding region: 1201-4281 (1026 amino acids)
Biological process (GO): microtubule-based process; protein phosphorylation; positive regulation of apoptotic process
Cellular component (GO): centrosome
Molecular function (GO): ATP binding; protein binding; JUN kinase kinase kinase activity
Source: RefSeq, a predicted model, not a curated record
UUCGCGAUCUGGACGGAGGGAGACGGGAAAGGACUAGACCUGACAACAAAAUGUGAUAAAACUAUUUAUCACGCGCUUGGGAUUUUACAAACACAAGAAUAAAAACUCAUUGCUCGACUGCGGAAUAUGGUGACGCGUGACGAACCAAAUGGGGCCGUAUUUGUGUGCCUUUCUCUUUAAAAAAAUUUGGCCAGGCGACUUUGUACGGUUCUUCCUGUUUAAAACUCAAUUAAAAAGAAAUCUGCCUACAUAUGGAAUAUGUGAAAUGCUAAGCAGUCAACGAACCCCGCGUCUGCCGUCAAUGGAAGUGGGAACUAUUUUUAAUAUAUAACUAUCACCGUGGAUGUAGAAUCUGCUGACAGAUAUAGCAAGUUUGUAAAAGCGCCGUUGCUUAGUUCGUGGAGCUAGAAAGAGCCGUCUUGGCAACUCGGGAACAAGUUGCCGUAAAGCACAUUUACGCAGAACUGAAUGCUUCUUUCCUGCUAUUCUUCUCCACUUCUCUGCGCUUCCUGCUUGCGAUGGCUGCUGUUCGGAAUGGCUAAAAAUACAGGCUUAUCGAAAAGUCAAGAUGGACAACAAAAAUCGAGAUGUUUUGAAAAUGUUUUGUAUAGUAUAUCAGCAAGUUCAUUUUGAGAGACUCGCUCGCUGGUGCAUUUUGACUACUGAAAUAGAUUUUAUGUGAUAUUGAAAUGUAGCCUAUUGUUCCUUGUUUUAAAUGUGUUUGCAAUUCACUGGUUAAUUUAUUAACGUUCCUCGUGUUUCGCAAGUCACUUGCUUGCAAACAAGUAAAGGUUGUUUCGAAAACAGUCGCCGAGAAACGCGGUGUUCCUCCGUAAGUCUACACGGAAACUCGCUGAAUGGAGCCACUUUUGGAUUUUUACGCGUUGGCACACUUGGCAGAAUUAUUUAUGCACAGGACUUUUCCUUUUGUUCGGCGCUUGCCAAACCAAAUGGAGACCUAGGUAGCCUAUUGUACGCCUACGUUUUUACGCGUGUCUGGCACGGUUUGAAACCAAAGCGUUGAUAUUCAUUUUAUUUUGGGGGGAUUUGCUUGUACAGGCAAUUUAUUUUUCAUGUUCCUGAUGAGCUUAAUUACACAUAAAGGAAAAGGAGCCAGGCGAGGAGCUUUAAAGUACAUUUUGUACUUUAUUUGCAGUUUCUCCCAGAAUCAAAAUAAAUGAAAAGGUCGCGUGACUGUCCAUGGAGCCACUGAAGAAUAUUUUUUCUCGCGGUCCACUGUCAAACUGGAAAGGGCUCGAACAAUCGCAGAGGGGCAACUUUACCAACCCCGUAUGGACGGCUCUGUUCGACUAUGAGGCGUCCGGGAAGGACGAGCUCACUCUACGCAAAGGCGACCUGGUGGAGGUUCUGUCUCUGGACUCGGAGAUAUCAGGAGACGAAGGCUGGUGGGCGGGCAAGGUCAACAACAAAGUGGGCAUUUUCCCCUCGAACUACGUCUCGUUCAAGCCGAGCGCCUAUGGCAAAUUGCAGGGCUCCGCGGUGGUCGGGGAGCUUGGCCCAGUUGUGGUCGGAGAGAUCGAACCGGAAGAAGUGGAUUUUAGAGAACUGAGUUUGGAGGAGGUCAUAGGGGUUGGUGGGUUUGGCAAGGUUUACCGGGGAACAUGGAGGGGUGGCCGAGUAGCCGUGAAGGCAGCUCGCCAGGACCCGGACGAGGACAUCAGCGUGACGGCCCAGAAUGUACGACAGGAGGCGCGGCUGUUUGCCAUGCUCACUCACCCAAACAUCAUCGCGCUCAAAGGGGUUUGUUUACAGGAACCCAACUUGUGUCUCAUAAUGGAAUACGCUUCCGGUGGCCCCCUGAGCAGGGCGCUAGCUGGGCGCCGCAUCCCCCCGCACAUCCUCGUCAACUGGGCAGUGCAGAUCGCGAGGGGCAUGCUGUACCUCCACAGCGAGGCGAUAGUUCCUGUCAUCCACCGGGACCUCAAGUCUAACAACAUCCUGCUGGCCCAGCCCAUAGAGAAUGACUGUAUGGAGGGGAAGACGCUGAAGAUCACGGACUUCGGCCUGGCGCGGGAGUGGCACAAGACCACCAAGAUGAGCACGGCGGGGACCUACGCCUGGAUGGCCCCCGAGGUCAUCAAGUCCUCCACCUUCUCCAAGGGCAGCGACGUGUGGAGCUACGGCGUGUUGCUAUGGGAGCUGCUGACGGGCGAGGUGCCGUACCGGGGCAUCGACGGGCUGGCGGUGGCGUACGGCGUGGCCGUGAACAAGCUGACGCUGCCCAUCCCCUCCACCUGCCCCGAGCCCUUCGCCCUGCUCAUGUCCGAGUGCUGGGAUCAGGACCCCCACCACAGGCCCAGCUUCGCCUCCAUUUUGGCUCAGCUCACGGCUCUGGAGCAGCAGGUGACGGAGGAGAUGCCCCAGGACUCCUUCCACUCCCUGCAGGAAGACUGGAAACUGGAGAUCCAGGACAUGUUUGACGAGAUCCGGGCCAAGGAGAAGGAGCUGCGCUCUCGUGAGGAGGAGCUGAAGCGCGCCGCUCUGGAGCAGAAGUCUCACGAGGAGGUGCUCCGGCAGAGGGAGCAGCAGCUGGCUCAGUGGGAGCAGGACGUGUUCGAGCGGGAGCUCAGCCUGCUGAUCCUCCACAUGAACCAGGACAAGCCCAACGUCAAGAAGCGCAAGGGCACCUUCAAGAAGCACAAGCUCAAGAGCAAGAACGGCGAGAAGAUCAGCAAUCCCCAGGACUUCAUCCAUAAGAUCACGGUGCAGGCGUCUCCUGGGCUGGAGAAGAGGAAGAACUCCCCGGACCUGGGCUCUGGCUCCUCCCCUUCCUUCGGCCCCAGAUUUCGGGCGAUCCAGCUGAGCCCCAGUCAGAACAGCAGGUCAUUUGGUCUGAGCCCCAUCUGGCCCCUGGAGCCCCUGUCCAGCAAACAGCCCAACGGAGAGAGACGCCUGGGCCCCCAAUGGGCCCCCCACAGCCCCAAGAGCCCCAAGAGCCCCAAAGUCCUGCGGCUCAGUCCCCUGGAGAGCAGUCUCUCUAUGAGAGCCAAACUCCUGGAAAUGGACAGCAGUGAGAAUGGGAAUUUUCCAUCAGAGUUUGAGGAGUACAGACCUCCCACACCACAGUCCACUCAAAACGGUUUCUCUGUGAAGGAGCCCCCCAGGGCUGCUCUACCUCAGGGGGACUCAGGCAGUGAGGAGGGGGUCUCCCCGGCUGACUCCCCCAGGCCAGAGAGAGUAUCGGUGGGCGGGUCGGUGAAGCUCGUGCACAGGGCUCUAUUGGACGGGGGCUCCCUGCUGGCCUCCGUCGCAUUGGGCCGCUGCCUCGAGGUCCCGCCCAAAGUCCCGCCCCGCUCCAACCCCCCCGUCCCAGCGGAGACGGAGCCGCCCCACAGACCCGCCCCCCCCGCCCCGGAGCCCCCCCUCAGACCCGCCCCCCCCGCCCCGGAGCCGCACGUGGUGAACGACCUCAUCAGCUUCUCCCCCACCGAGACCCUCCCCCGACCCCCCGUCCCGGACGUGAACCUGCAGCCCCCCGACAUCAGGCCCCCGCCCCUCACCCCCCCGCCCCCUCAACCGCGGGUCUGUCACGGACCGCCCCGGCCCGGCCCAGCGGAGUGGCCCCCCCAAGCCAACGGGGAACCAGCCUGCAACCCCACGGGGCCCAGUCCAGACCGGAGGAGACGGUCCAGCCACAGUCACCUGACCCCUCAGCUGGUCCUGGACCUGCCCUUUUGCACCCCGGACGGCGCAGGACGGGACAGCCCAACCCAGCCCCCCAUCGCCCUCUUCCCGGACCCCCGCCUCUGGAGCCCCAAGACGCGGCGGCUGGAGGUGAACGUGAUCCCCCGGCCCCGCCCUUCCCCCGUGCGGCCCCGGAUCGACCCCUGGAGCUUCAUCUCGGCGGGGCGCGAGGCGGGGCGCGCCUCCGCCCGGGGCGGGGGUCUCCUGUGCCACACGCCCUCCCCGACGAACCCCUUCACGAACUGCGACCCCUUCCCCACCCCGGACUGCGAUCCCUUCGCCCAGAGGGCCGACCCCUUCAGGACCCUCGACGCCCCCUCACCCUUCGACCCCUUCUCGGCGCCCUUCCGGACCUCCCGCUCCGCCCCCUGCUCCACCAACGUCAGCCCCUCCCUGUCGGCCUUCAGGGUGGCCAAGGCCUCCCCGGCGGAGCCCCCGGGCGCCCUCAUCGACCUGGGCUGGAGGGGCGGCAGCCCGCCCCUGGACACCAAAGAGAAGCGGAUUCCGGGGAGGCCGCUGGUCACGGGACUCAGUCCCUGGAAGUCCCCCACGCAGCUCACCAACGACAGGUUCUAAAAUGGCCGCCCGCUCGGGGCCUGCCCCGGGAGGGGAGAAGGUGCGUUGAAAUGGCGGCGGUGAAAAGGCAGAGGGGCCAGAAUCUACUCCUGCCCUGUCCUGUCCUUAUCCCGGCACGUUGAUAACUCAUGUUAAGGAAGCACUGUGUUCUGGUGGAGAGAGAGGUCCCGACCUCAGUACAAACCCAAAAUGGCCACCUUUAGAGGGGCUCUAAUACAAGAGAGUGAGAAACAGAAAAGUUUUCUCAGUUUUAUUCCAAAGAUCAAGAGGGGACCCCCCCCCCCCCCCUCCCCCCCUUCUCUCAGUAGAGAUCUAUAGACGUACACCUGCAAUGCAGACCCCCCCGAACCCCACCAAUCACUGACCCCCACCGAACCCCACCAAUCACUGUACUUUUCGGUCCUCUGUUAAUGAAGUUGGAUAUGUCUGCUAAUGAUCGUUGUCUCUGAUACUUUACUACUUUGCUCUCCUUAGUAAAACACUGUGGAAGUAUUCCGGACUGAGGCGCACAUUGUUUUCAAUCCAUUUCCCCGAAUUUCGGCUUUUCUCCUCAAAAAGAAAAAUGCAAACCGGUUGUGACAUCCCUUAGGGCUAAUUUAUACUUCACUGCUUAACACUUUUGACAAGCGAAGCUCGACAAGAAAAGAAGGGUUCCGUUAUCUCCAUGGUAACAACACGGCAAACCGUUGACCGUUUGUUGACAUUUGUAGACUGCUUGAUUACACCGCGCGCGACAGUACGUCGGCGUCCACGCCAUAACAAAACAUGUAAAUUGAAAAUAUGUCAUUUUUGUGGAGCGACACGUUGACAGCGGUGUCGUAGACUGGAAGUGUAAAUUAGGCUUUAGGCACAGUCCUCAAAUGAUCUCCUACAGACAGUCACUUCCUGUCCCGCUGGGAUGGAGGACCUUAAUUAUGUUGUUAUUGGCCCUGAGGCUACCUCUGUGGAUAUAACGGGUUUAAAUCACCGGUUGAGAGGUAGCUGUCGAUCAUUCAGGACUCCCGAACUCUGGAACGGAAAAGUGCCAUUUUCUGAUGUACAGGCACCGGCCGCCUGUCUAAGUGAGGAAGCCUGUUUCUGUGGUACAGGGGGACGGUCACUCCAGUCCUCCGAGAGAGCACCUCGGCCUAUUUACGGAACGAUUAUGCACGGCUAAGCUGUUAUUAACUCCUGUUAUUAACUUCGUCAUUCGAGCUUGAUAUUGUUUCGAUUUCUGUUUAAGUCGAAAAUGCAAAACACUGACACAUAUUAAUUUAAAUUAUCUCCAGGGCUGGUCUUUGUCUAGAUUUGAGGAGCACACGCUUAGGUAGAUGACCUUAAUAAGUCUGAUUGAUAGGGCUCUAGGUUUGAUAAACUAGGGCAACGCAAACUCUGGGUGCCUUGGCUCAAACAACAGCAAUAUGGCGCAGACAGGUUAGUGACCACAGAGCAUGAAUACUGUCGAAUGAAAUCAUUUUGAAUCGGGGUUUAUGCUGAGGAAACCUCAUUGAGGGGACAAACAUUUGAACAUUUAAAUGUUUUUGACUUAGCAGCAUGUAGGCUGCUGAGUGUUUGACAGUGGCAGUGGUAUCAGUCUGUGUAUCCAUAAUUGAGAGCAGGAGAGUAAACAGAGCCUUGUACACCAGGCGUCAUCAAAUCUGGCCUUCAAGUACAAAUUCAGCCCUGGUUUUCUUUUCACCCGGUAAUUAGCGCUACUGAUUGGCCAGGAUGUCUUGGCGCCUGACUCUCCCGGGUGAAGGGAGUAGUAGUUCUCGGCCCUCGAGGACCGUACUCGAGGAUCCCUGUACUUCCACUUACCAAAGAAAUUGCUCGGUCCACUCAGCAGCACGCAGGAUCGCAGUGCUGUUCGGUAUCUCUGUCUCUUUGUGUCGCGCGUCAGUUACAGGUGGCUGUUGGUUUGUGGCCCUCGAUGAUGACUUUAAUCCAAUCCAGAGCUCAUACCUUCCUGGGUCUCAUUGGCCGAGGUUCCCAAUUCCCAAAACUUACCUUGACUCUGUUAAGUGCAAUCUGGCAGAAGCGCAGAGUCUUGGUAAAACAGCGCAGUCUUUGCUCGUGUCUUUGAUGGUCGCGGGCUUUUGGGUGAGCUUUGAUCUUGUCCUCGUUGUUAUGCAGUCCACACUUGGAGCAUGAAUCAGGUUUUGAUGUAGGUGGGAGCUCUUUGACGGAAAGGCCUUUGACAAGUGGGGUUAAAAAAUAAAUACUAAUAAUACUAAUAAUAAUAAAUAUUAUCUGUAGGUGAGAUAUUAAGGGGGAAGUAAACAAGUCCUCUUAUGUAAUUUCACCUCAAUAUAUUAUUAUUAUUAUUAUUAUUUUAUUAUUAUUAUUAUUAUUAUUAUUAUUGUUAUUAUUAUUGUUAUUAUUAUUAUUAUUAUUAUUAUUAUUAUUAUUAUUAUUAUUAUUAUUAUUAUUAUUUCCAUUGUUGUCUUUGAUCUCAGCGUCUUGUCUGUAUAGGUAACCCAAAGGUAAAGCUCAUAUUUAUUGUUAGGAUGAAUCACAGGCAUUAAAAACCACGGCCUGUAGUCCUCUCUCUUCCCAGCCAACCCAGUCGCGUCUCUGUUAGCGAAGCGUCCUCUCGUAUUCCGUAUGAAUACAUUACCGAUACUCCUGCAUCCAUUUGGCGGAUGCAGUUAUCGUCAGUGUCUAAAGGGUUGCGUUGAUCAAAGAGCGAGGCGUUGACAAUCGCUCUGAAGGUGCACUGCGGUAAGAUCUCGCUUUCUCUUCCCAGCCAAAGAUAAGUGCCCAGGAGAUUCUCCUCAAAGGGGAACGGACUCCCGUUUUCACUUUGAGGGAUCAGGGCGAGGCGCGGACUGACAUCCCGUUGUUAAAACAGGUCCAUAUAAGCCAGCUCAUCACAGCUUUUAUGUAAAUGCGGGAUUUGUUUCAGAAGAGUGCUCUUGUCUUUUUCUCUUCAUGGGAAAAAGUUCGAGAGUGCUUAUCGCCCUACGCGUUAAACCGUUCAGGGCAAAGAUCCUCAAGGAGGGCAAAGAUCCUCAAGGAGGCCGCAAUGAUGGGAACCCCCUCGAACCUUUACGAAGAAUUAUAGCAAGUGUAUAUUAUUGUAGCUUAUGAAUCACCCAUUUAAAAAGCAGUAGGAGAUCUGAAACAAUACCUACCUCUUUUGCAGUGGACAGUGCCAGUCUCUUAGAACCCCCUCCAAUUGCAUGCACGCACACAAAGGCACACACACACUUACACACACACACCAACACGCACACACACGCACACACACACACACACACACACACACACACACACACACACACACACACACACACACAGGUGGUUUAUUUGCCACCCGCUUCACAAGUUUCCCCCACAUCAUUUUAACGGAACUGCUGCAGCGCUGUGAAAUGCGUUUGAAGUUCUAUUUUAGACAGAAACUCCAGAUAUUCGAGACCGCUGUCUGAGCGAGUCAGCCGACGGGCGCUCGACAUGGUGACAGGGCGCAAAUAAGACGCGGGAGAUAAAGUCGCGUCGGAUGUGUGGUGCUUUCAGGCGUUUGCUCCCGCCGUCACCACAAAUCAGCACGGCUUGUCACCGGUCGCCACCUCAUUGGCAGGACAAAUGAAACUGAACUUCAGGGGCUGAGGAGUUGGGCUACAGAGAAUCGUCAUCCUAUUUUAGGAACGUGCUGAAGGAGCGCUGCUGCCACUGUGAAUUAGCACGUGAGCGUAGGUGACUCUGUUAAUGAACUGUGCUUGAAUACUUAGCUGCAGGUUGUUGUUUUUUUGGAAUGCCUUUUUUUCUAAAUUCUAAAGUCAGUCUUGCAUUUCAAACUGAUCUCAUGCGGUUUUAGUUCUUAGUUGCUUGUAUGACCUGACAAUUCAUACUAAUUAACCAGUUGGCUCGAUUACACUGUUGGCCAUUGAACCAUUCCUUUGUUCGGGUUUUUAAUAUCUGUAGUUGUGCUCAACACCCAUAUGACAAGGUACUGUCGAAACACCUGCAAUUGCAUGAGGUUCACUUCACAGCAUUGGUCACUCAAAAAGAAGUCAAGACACUGGAGCAUAAAUUCUUAGUUUGCCUAUUUGGAAACCGGAACUACUAUUUUCUUACAAUUAAACUCAGGAAAAGGUGUUUUGGUUGGCCUUGUGACAGAGGGCCGGCAAUAGCACUUGAAGAGCGUUUAAUUGUAUCAGAUGUGUACGUCCAGCUGUUUUUCGUCUCCUGGCUUUGCUGGCUUCUCACCCACACGGUGAACAAUGUGCGGUGACACCUUCACAAAAAUCGAAACCCAUCUCCAUGACAACACGUCUGCUCUGGCAUUCUGUGCUUGUUUUGGGAGGUGUGCCAUUAGCGCCCCGGUUCUCAGUCCUGCUCCACGAGAGCUGCUGCUUCUGCGGCUUCCCGUUUUCACCUCCGUCUCAAUCCGCAAUGUUUUCAUACUAAAAUAAUAACAUAUUUGCUACCUUCACACCGUGCCGUUUUUGUAGCAAUGUCGACUCAACAUGUUUUUGCACAUUUAAUCGCUCCCCGACAUCCUGUAUCCCACUGGCAGUGUCGCGUGCGACUUUUUCCACCCUGUAUUCGUGUGAUGGCCCCUUUAAAAUUAAGUUUGACACACUCAAUUAGCACUUUAUUAGGAACACAUGUACACCUAGUGUGAUUAUUAAUAUAUAACCUUUUAUUAUACAGUGCUUUGGGGUGUGUUUGCUCCCGUUUGGUGGGUGUGUCGGGGUUGUAGCCCGAAUCAAUAAAAGCCUACGCUUAAAAGCCCGGAGAACGCCUUCUCAGACGCCAUAGGACCAACCGUACCACGUCAGUCAGUCCGCCCACCGUUUCAAUAAACGGGUUGCUGCGUUUUGUCGGGGUUGAACGUGGCACCGGUGAUGUGAGUUAACUGUAAUAAUUGGUUUAGUUGCUAAAUUUAGUGCUGAAAUUCAGGAAGAAAUAGUGGCGAUCCAACAGAUCCUGUGGCUCUUCGGACUGAGCUUGGGAAAUCCCCCGUUUUAGUAGAACAGAGCUUUCCUCACAGUGUGGUUUUAGGGCCAAAUUUUCACUUCAGUGCCAUCAUUUAUUCAUUACAGUAUCCAGUGUCUGUGUGACUUUAGCACUCAAGGCUACGUUUCCAUUCCUGUGGGUGAUUUGUUUUACUUCUGGAAAAAGUCAAAAUUGUGUCGCGUGCCAGAUGUGCGCGAGUGCAGCGUGCAUUAAAAUUUAAAACGUUUGUCGAGAUUCCACUUAGUUGACAGUUCUCGGAAUAACCUGUAAAUAAGCACCAAGGCAAACGGACGGAGGCGAAAUGCGCAAAGACCGAGUAUUCUCACUUCGCGAAUCGAGUCGUCAUGAAAGGCUGAGAAUGCUCAAAUCACACUACACCACUUACUGGUGUUUUUGCGCUCCGUGAUAGAUUCACUGUGACAUUCUAACGGAGACAGAGAGUAUUCAGAUUAAACAAUGGCAGGACUAAAAGUACAUUGGGUGGGGGGGAUUGGGGGUUAUCUGCAGGUUUUCAGUGCCGGACCUGGCGCCACUACUUCAAUUAAGUGAAACCAUUAUUCUACUGCAAAAAUGGCACCUUUCCAGUUCCCUCCAUAACCCUGUAGUGUCUAACCCUGAGAAGCCUUCUCUCUACCAUUUUAUACUAUUAUUAUUAUUAUUAUUUGUUGUGACCAUCAUGUGCGUCAGUUGGCAUUUCACUGGAAAUUCGGUUGUGAAGUAAAUAUUUUUUAAAGGCGAAUACUGUGGCUAAAUAAAAAUGGCCUCUAUACACUGGAUGAUUGGACGAGAGCUCCGGCCCCUGUGAGAACGUGAAGUGGUUCAUUUUCUAGCAUCUCUACUUCUCUAUUCGGUCUUCACUGGCGUUUUAAAGACAAAGACAUUCAUACGGAUGCCCGUAGGGGACAAACAUAGCGGGCCUGCUUUCACAGUUCAAACGGAAAGUGUCGUCGCUUUAUUGGCCGGUCGUUUCCUCGUCACCUCUUUGUGCUUCUGUAUAGGAGAGGGACGAAGCGGCACAUUGUGCACGGUGCUGGAGUGCCCAAAUCACAAAGGACACUCGGCCCUCGCAGGCCUUCAUACUGAAAUAUAUGAUUAUGACUCAUGUGAUCUACCAAGAUAGAGGAGCGCUACCCCAGUUCACAGUUUGUGGUUCACAGAACAUUUCCAAAACAUUUGGGUAAUCAUUACGAUUUUUACAAAUAAUUUUAAUUAUGGAUGGUUGUUCAUAUAAAUUUUAUUUGGAACUGCAGCAAUAUUAAACAGAUCUGCAAUUUCAGCACUUCAGUUUGGAAAGUGCUUGAUUGUUUGACUAGACAAUCAUUAUGGCAGGUAAACUUUUUGUCUGGAACAUUUUUUCUGUGACCGAACUUGUUUGACAUCAUAAAAUGUUCAAAGGAACAUUGCAAUCACAACAUCACAUCAUCAUCUCACUGCCAAAUUGAAAUCCAACCAGUAUCUUCUUCACCGUUCAGGAAAUGUUUAAGGUUAGCUGAGUCUGUGCUCCUGCCAUUCUGUUUCUCAGGCUCCCAAUAUGGACGUUUUGCUGCAAAAUAACAGACCGGUCGGCCUCCUGAAGUUAUGUGGAAAUAGGUUUGGCAUAAUCAAGCGGCUAUGCCCGUGACAGACGUGUAAAAUCCAGGUCCAAAAAGUGAAAGUCCUCCCCGGUAUUUGUUUAAAUCACCUGGAUUUGCUAAUUAGCACACCGUCAGCUAGGAGGCAGAACUAAUUAGUGAAAUCAGCUGGCUGAGAAAUGCAUGGCAGGACUUUUAAUUUCUGACCCCUGGACUUUUCACCUGUGCUAUGGAUAACUUUUUUUUGAAAAGUGAGUUAAUCACACAUAUGUAAAAAGACAAAAAAAACAACAACAACAACAACAAAAGUGUUUACUGAAGUUUCUUCUCACAUAAAUGGAAGAUUGUCCGAUUGGUCAGUUCUUUUUCGGCCCGCCAUCUUGCCUCAGAAUGGUGGCCAUAAACUCUAUCUUGGUGGAAUACUUGCUUACUUUCUGUUUGUGAAAUAUUCCUCUGUUGAAUAUAUUUUAUAUUUAAGCACAGGCUGUAUAAAAGUGUUGCAGAUCCUCAAAGCCUGGAUAAUAGAUUCCAGAUUUAGUUUCUUACCCAUAUGAAUAAAAUGUUGACGGCCGGGCUUUGAGGAAAGCCUUCAUGGCUGUGUCCUGUUCUCUGUUUGUGAAAUCUGGGCUGGGCCUGAUCUACAUUUAUGUGUGUGAGUGAGUGUGUGUGUGUGUGUGUGCGUGUGUGCGUGUGUGAAAGACCGUGAGAAAGUGUGUGAGUGUGUGUGUGUGCACAGACAGUAUGUGUUUGUGUUUAACUUUGUUUUAAAUACUUUUAUGAGGUUUAACCUGUGGAACAUAAAAAAAGAGAAAAUACCAAAUAAAAUUUAACACAACCCUGAAA